CUAACGAAACAUUUCGAGCUCCGUGCAAACGGGUCCAAACCUUGUCUAAACGUGCAAUUAGUUCAUUUUGCAUAAAACGAUUCUUUAUUGACUAUGUACAUACUGUUAGUGAAAAAAGGGCCUAUGAAUGUCAAUUGGUUUUUUCUCGGGAUGAAGGAUUGCAGUCGAUAGAGUAGAAAAGCCCUACGAGUAUUUUGUUUUGAAAUUUAAUUUCUUAAUGAAAAAAAAAAUAUUUCGUUAGACAGAGAAAUUUUACUCAGAAAGUUGUCUCUGCGUGGAAAAUCUCAGGAAAGUGAAUUUUCGAAGCAAAAAAUCUCUCCCAAAGGAUAUCAAGCUGAUCUCUCUCAAAGUUAUUAAUUUCAUGACGAGUGUAGAGUCAGGACGAGUGAUUUCCAGGGAAGACUUCCCCGGGUAAACCACUGGCAUUUGGAGAUGAGUGUUCGCAUGGAGAGGACAUCAUUCGACAAUACACCGGUUCAAUCACUUCAGGAGGCAGCUGAUGCACUAUUGGAACAGGAUGAUAAAUCAUCGAUGCGGCUUCAUCGUGAUCGUCCUGAGUCUUGUGAUGAUUCUGCGAAACACGGCAGCAUUCGUUAUUUUGAGAAACGGGUCGGAUCGGAACGUGUGGCUGCAGCUGAAUAACACACAACAUGUUGAUGGAAUAAAUCAAUCAUCGAUGGAACCGGAACUAUACGGAUUAUCAGACCCGUUGUCGGCAGCCUUGCACCGAGUCAAACGUAAUCUGAUGGAUUUGGGUUUAUCGUGUUUAAUCUGCGAGAUCGGCGUGAACUUGCUCCAGAACCACAUCAGAGCAGGUCUCUCUGAUGAAGAGGUCAUGGGUCACAUCAAACCCGUCUGCAUGUUGCAGCUGAGCGAGAGCGUCUGCGAAGGAGUUAAUCAAGUAUUUGCGCCAGAAGUCAUCUACAUCCUGCGGAAGGUGGAUAUGACUCCUCGUGAAAUCUGCAGCUUCAUAAUGGGCGAUCAGUGUUAUUAUGUGGCGACCCCAUCGCACGAAUGGGAGGUUUCUCUACCCCUGGUUAAAAAACCUGUCGUUCAACCCCUUAUUCCCCCCAAAAAAGGGGGGAGAACUCUGAAAGUCCUUCAUAUUUCGGACACCCAUUACGAUCCGUAUUACGAGGAAGGAGCCAAUGCCGAGUGUGGUGAUCCUCUAUGUUGUAGAGUGUCUAGCGAAGCACCUGCUAGCCCUUCCGGAAGGGCUGGAAAAUGGGGUGAUUACAGAAAAUGUGAUACCCCUAAGAGAACGCUUGAUCACAUGCUCCAACAUAUUCAGAAUACACAUCCGGAUAUCGAUUACAUCAUCUGGACCGGUGAUAUACCGCCUCACGACUCAUGGAACCAAACACGAGAAGAGAACCUUCAGAAUCUCCGCGAUACAGUGAGCCAAAUGCUUGAUGCAUUUCCAAAUACAUCAAUCUUCCCGGCUUUGGGAAAUCACGAGAGUGCACCGGUGAACAGCUUUCCAGUCCCAUCCGCACCGGACAACUACACCAUCUCCUGGUUGUACGAUGAGCUGAAUGAACAGUGGCAACGAUUGCUGUCAUCAAACGCCUCGAAUACUGUUAAACGCGGGGGUUUCUACUCGGUCGUUGUCAAACCUGGUUUCCGAAUAAUUUCAGUGAAUACUAAUUACUGCAAUAAUUUGAACUUUUGGCUGCUCCUUAAUAGCACGGACCCGGUUAAUGAGCUCCAGUGGUUGAUUGAUGAGCUCCAGGCAGCGGAGGAUAAGAACGAAAAGGUACACAUCAUUGGACACAUACCACCAGGUACCUCUGAUUGCCUGAAGAUCUGGUCUGGCAAUUAUUACAGGAUCAUCAACAGAUACGAGUCGACAAUAACUGCCCAGUUCUUCGGUCACACCCACUUCGAUGAAUUCGAAUUGUUCUAUGACAUUGAUGAGCUCACUCGACCGGUUAGUGUAGCGUACAUAGGCCCCUCGGUGUCGCCCUAUGAGAAUCUCAAUCCAGGGUACAGAAUAUACUACGUCGACGACGAUGGGAGAUUGCCGACGAGGCAAGUCGUUGAUCACGAAACCUGGAUCAUGAAUCUCGAAGAAGCGAAUUUUUAUGGUACACCAUUUUGGUGGAGGCUGUACAGUGCGAGAGAUGCGUAUGAUAUGGCAUCGCUUCAGCCGAGCGAUUGGAAUCAACUGAUUGAUCGGAUGAUCGAUGAUACAGAAAUCUUUGAUGUUUAUUACAAAAACUAUCAUAAAAAUGCGCCAGUCAGGCCGGUGUGUGACACCAAAUGCCGGAAAAGACUUCUGUGUGAUCUCCGAAGCGGUCGCAGCCGAGACAGGGAAGUCUUAUGUCAAAGUAUAGAAGAAAGAAUUAACAAACAGAGUUACUUCAGUUGGGGGAGUUUUUUUUUCAUCGGUUGAGUCAUUACUGAUCCUAUAAGAGUAUAAAAUAGGCCCAUCCCUUGCCAGAAAGAUGCUGCGAUGCCAUUUGUCUUGGCAAGUUAUGUGUAAUGGUGAGUCAUCUCCUGCGAGGGGUUGGCCUUGUAAAUAGAUGAAAGAUCCUACUGAGCAUUGCUUGGAUUAUUCUGUUAAACUGUUUUGUUUGAUUUAUAAAUCGAAGCUUCAAAUACUCUUACUCAGAGACUGAAAUAUUACGAUUUUACGUUUAAAAUAUUAAAUUAAGUGAAUUGAUGUUGAGAAAUGUAAAUGGGCCGAAUAUGAAUGACAUAGAGUUACAAAUUAUGUCGUAAAAGGGACAAAUGGCGACCGGGAAAUUAUUUCCCUGAGGGAAACAGGCAAAACGUGAGGGUUCUAAUACAAUACUAGCAGACGAUGCUCCUGGUGGUGCCUGCUAGGCCGCCAUUUUCCACGGAAAUCGUCGUAUAUUCAAUUCCCUAUCAAAAUUCUACUAAAAUAAAUAAUAAUAAUAAAAAUCAUUCUCAUCCCCGAUGACAA
Molecule: messenger RNA, 2929 nt
Organism: Diachasmimorpha longicaudata
Lineage: Eukaryota; Metazoa; Arthropoda; Insecta; Hymenoptera; Braconidae
Product: sphingomyelin phosphodiesterase-like
Exons: 9
Coding region: 500-2395 (631 amino acids)
Biological process (GO): ceramide biosynthetic process; sphingomyelin catabolic process
Cellular component (GO): lysosome
Molecular function (GO): acid sphingomyelin phosphodiesterase activity
Source: RefSeq, a predicted model, not a curated record